Rhizophagus irregularis DAOM 181602=DAOM 197198 is the source of this 531-nucleotide messenger RNA. NCBI's taxonomy places the organism in Eukaryota, Fungi, Glomeromycota, Glomeromycetes, Glomerales, Glomeraceae. The record is from RefSeq and is a predicted model, not a curated record.
AUGCGCCAUUAUUCUCCAUUUGUUCGUGGAAAGGUAAAGAAAUUUUUGAAAAAUAAAGAUUAUUUAUUUGGUAGUAGAUUAUACGCCAUUAUUAAAGAAAGAAGGAUUGAGAUUGAAAAUACACCAUUAGAACAUCAUGAUAUGUUGACGUCUUUUAUAACCGCGAGUACACUACGCGAUAUCAACGAUGUGAAAAGUGCCGACGCUGAUUUAUUAAGACCCAUGACUGAUAAAGAGAUUUUUGGGAAUAUACUCGACGCAAUAUCUGCAGGAACUGAUAGCACGUCGAAUUUAUUUUGCUUUAUUAUACCAAUAACAUAUAAAGAUCUUUGUGAAUUAGAAUAUUGCGAAGCAGUUAUUAAAGAAGUAUAUUGUCACUCUCCUACAGCAUUUUUUCUUGAUCGUAUGAAUGUUCAAAGUGAUAACGUUGGAGGAUACAAUUGGCCAGAAGGAACUCAAUUUCAGAUGCUUAUUUCAGCGCUAUUGAAACAUAAAGAUUAUUGUAAUGAACCUGAAAAAUUCGAUCCCUGA